Messenger RNA from Hyla sarda, 2719 nucleotides. It is a transcript of the gene GSDME, whose product is annotated as gasdermin E. The coding region runs from base 168 to 1760 and encodes 530 amino acids. The record is from RefSeq and is a predicted model, not a curated record. Lineage: Eukaryota; Metazoa; Chordata; Amphibia; Anura; Hylidae. Gene Ontology annotation, cellular component: cytoplasm. Gene Ontology annotation, biological process: programmed cell death. The transcript is spliced from 11 exons.
CGCAAUGAACCAAUAGCAGAGCAGCUCGGCUUCACCCUCAACCAAUCAGAAUUCCGAGCUGAGCUUGAAGACACUGAAAGGGGAAGCGAAGCUGACAGUGCGGGGACCGCUGGGCACAGGACACACGGUGCGAUAGGUGCAGGCGGCAGGUCACUGCAUUAUCCAAGAUGUUUGCAAAAGCAAGUAAGAAUUUCCUGAGAGACAUUGAUGCUGGUGGUGAAUUGAUAUCAAUCUCCAGUUUAAAUGACUCCGAUAAGGCCCAACUUCUAAGUGUGGUGGCCAAGAAGAAACGAUUCUGGUGCUGGCAAAAGCCAAAGUACCACUUUUCAUCAUGUGCUUGUCUGCUGGGUGAUGUUCUGACUGAAGAAACAGCUUUAAAACCAGUUGUAGUUGAAUCGGAAUUUGUAACCUAUGAAGGAAAAUUUGGUGACUUAAUACAAGGUAAUAUGGAAGCUGAUUUUGCAACAAUUCAUGGCAAUGUUGGAGGGACUGAAAAAGUGGAAAGUCAGUCUUCUUUUGGAACCCUAAGAAAGCAAGAGGUCGACAUGCAACAUCUUAUGAAGGAUGUACAAGACAGGAAAGUAAACUUGCACCAUCCCUUCAUUCAGCAGCUGAACGAGAACAAGAACGAUAUACUGUGUAUCCUGAAAGAGAAGAUCGUCACCACACAGAAAUGUGUCAUUUCUCAACAGUCACAAAUAGAGGAGACGUGUAAGGUUGGCGGUAAACUUGGUGUUAAAGCAAAAUCGGUGACGGUAUCUGUGACGGAAAGUGGAAAUUUUAAGGAUGAGAACACCGUCUUAGAAAUCCCUGCUCCUACUGCCAUUGCUUAUGGUGUGGUGGAAUUAUUUGUAAAACAUGAUGGCCACUUUGCAGAGAGCAGAGUCCCCAAGCGUGAAGUAAGAGCCCUAAUCUUGCAAUGCUUUCGGAAAGGACGGCAGCAUGAGAGUAGUAUGGAAUUUUGUUUGUUGUCUGAAAAACAAGGAGGCUUUGAAAAGAAAUCUGAGAUGUAUCAAUGUACUACGCCCGUUCCAUAUGACACUCGCUCUUUAUGUGACUUUGACGUAGUGGAUGGGUUCAGAGAUGUAUCUGUCCAUGGGAAACCUGUUCUGAGCAAUGCUGCCCUAUCUGUCCUACAACCAGACUUAUUGGAGCUUACAAAGUGGUUUGCUGUAUUACAAGAGCUUCCUGAGCCCCAGCGUGAAGAGCUCUAUAAUCUGCUUUGUGAAAUAUUAGAGGAUGGGCAAGUAGUCGCUCAAAUACAAGCUGUGGUUGAAGAGAUCUGUUUAGGAUCUAAGCCCGGUUUGACAUUUUUGAAUGAAUUAAAGUCGUCUCAGAAAGAACGUGCACAGAAAAUAUUGUCCCUUGUAGGAUAUGAUCUACAAAAUGAGAAGCUAACGGAACAAUCUAAAAAAGAUGUGAUCGCAACCUUCCACGUCCUUACAAGUGCACUGGAUGAGAUGCCAGACUCUGCCUUGACAAUACUUGCAGCCUGCUGCAAACUUCAUCUUCUGCCAGCACUGUGUGCCCUGCCAAACAUCACAUCACAUGAAGGACUUUGUUCAAGGACAGAACCAUUGCUGUCUGAUCUGGUUGACCAAGGCACAUUUCCAAUUGUACAGAGGUUGUUCUCUUUAUCUAACGUGAGGCUGGAAAUGAAUGAAAAUGCCAUGAGUGCAAUAACCUUCAAGGAUCCUGGCUUUCUCCCACUUAUUCUUUACAUUUCAGUGUCAGGAUUUCAUGCAUUAAUAAAAACCUAAAGUCCUGAAUUAUCCUGGACGUUGUCCUUGGAUCCUAACAGAGCCACAAAUGCAUACAGUGAGCUAUUCACUAUUUAGGAUUUAUUAAAUUGUGAAUCAGUAGGUAUAAGAAUGUGUGCCAAAAGUUUACUGUUUUAUACAUAUGCAUUCAUAUAAAUGUUGCUUUUUUGUGUGUUUUUAUUAAAUUUUCAUAGGCACAAUUUGAGUAGCAAUUGAAAAGUGAACUGUUUCUGCAGAGAUACAUUAGUAGCUUUCUAGUGGCUAUUCUAGCUUGAAGUAUGUCUACCUUUUAACAUAAUGUUGUUUCAUGUCCUAAUAUUUCUAUGAAGUGUUUACAUACUGACUAAUGCAGACAAUACUGUGGUUCACUUUAGCGGGAGCUGAGCUGCUGUAACCAGGCAGUGCCACUACUUAUGGCCCCUUUCACAGCCAAUAUCUGGUUGUCACAGCCCUGCAGAAGAGCUCAUCAGCAGGGGCACCGGAUGUUGGCACCUUGCCGUACCUGGACUCUAUUAGUAUUUAGGUCUUUCUGGGGAAAGACUAAAUGACAAUUAUGCUUUAACCAUGCAUACACUACAUCCUAUAUAUAGUAUACAUAAAAUGACCAUAGCAAUCUUGACACACAGGAAUGCACUGGCUGAGGCUGGUCACUGUUGUCCUCAUUGGUUGGCUUAGUGGGCAUUUCCUGUGUGUUACGAAUGUUACAAGUAGCAGACAGGCAGGUGAGAAUCACUUUUUUAAGCUAAAUAUUAUUCAUUGUCAAGAUAUACAUUUAGCAUAGCUAGACAGAUUUGGUGUUCUGGGGUCUAGUAGAGUUUGAAAGAUAUAAUGGCCAUAUUGGUUGUCAGUCAGCUCUGCAGAAAACAGAUAUAACUAGCUGAUGGAUGAAUGUUUAGGCAACUUUAACAGCUAUUCAGAUCUUAAAAGGGUAUUCCAGGAAAAAAUCUUUUUUUUUUAUA